AAACAUAAAAAAACAAUAACACCGGAGAGAAUGCAAAUUUUUUUUAUUUUUAUUGUAAAAGGCAGUAGUGGAGUGUGCAAACAGAAUUGAUUGGGAGAGGAGAAUUAAUAAUUUUUAUUUAUUUUCUUCGCUUUAUUUCUUCGGCAUAAAAAAGUAUUGCUUUUAGUUACAAUCGUGUCCAAUUGGAAUUAAAUUUUUCGUUUUUGAAACUAUUUUCGACGAAAUUAAGAUCUAAAGUUAAUCAACAAAUAGUCAAAAAAUAAAAUGUUGAAGUUGACGACGACCCUUGCAAAAGCAUGCAACUCGACUGCAUUGCGCUGCAUUUCCACUACAGCACCUGUAAACGAAUCAGAUUCAUGGUUUUCCAAAUUAUUGGUACGCAAAAUUGAACCAACCAAAGAAUCCCACAGUCGCAUGCUUAGUGACAAAGAAAUCAUCUAUGCCUUACAUACACACAAUGUCCGUCCAGAUUCCAUGGAAGAUUACAUUAAGAACUACAAAACAACUGUGGAAUUAAUCCGAGAUAAAAAGGCAAAUCUUUCGCAGGAGCUGGUCGCCUCAUGGACAGUACAAGUCGGUGAUAUGGAUCAAUGUCUUCAUCUAUGGAAAUAUACGGGUGGAUUUGAGAAAAUCGAUCAAGCCAAAGAAGAUUUGUGGCAUGAUCCGGAAUAUUUGGGUUUAAUGAAAGAUCGUUCCAAGUUCCUUAGAUCUCGUCAUUUGCAAUAUUUGUUGCCUUUUAGUUAUUGGCCACAAAUUGAAAAGCGUAGUGGUGGCAAUAUUUAUGAAAUGCGCUCUUAUCGCUUGAAACCUGGUACCAUGAUUGAAUGGGGCAAUAAUUGGGCUCGUGCCAUUAACUUCCGUAAAAACAACAAUGAAGCUUUUGCUGGAUUCUUUUCGCAAAUCGGCCGUCUAUAUAAUGUUCAUCAUAUCUGGUGUUACAAAUCUUUGCAAGAUCGUAAAGAAACACGUGAAGCUGCCUGGCGUUCACCCGGUUGGGAUGAAUGUGUUGCUUAUACCGUCCCCCUUAUUAGAGAAAUGCAUUGUCGCAUUUUGUCUCCUACAGUCUUUUCACCAACUCAAUAAAGUGGUGGAUGAAAUAUGGUUUCUGCGUUUGGGUUUUUGUUUUGUGACUGAAGCCAGCCCCCCCUGUAAUACUAACGAAUAACGUACAUAGAAAACCAAAAUGUUUAAACAUUGUGAUUUGAGCUUCAACGAAAACAACGCACAUUUAUGCAUUCAUUAUUUUUUUUUUUUUUUUUUUUUUUUUUUUUUUGUUCUUUUCUGCUCUUAUUAGCUUUGAGAAUUAUUGUUAUCAUAUACAUACACCCAUAUAUAUAUAUUCAUAUACAGAAAUGGUUAUAUUGAAACGAAAAAUCAUAGAAACUUUGUUGGUAUAUUUGAAGAAAGUGUUUGAAACAAAAAUUGUUAAGAUUUUAAUAUAAAGUGCAUAUUAUUAAUUAUAAACAAAGAAAACUGUAAAGCAGCAUUUAUAUUAUAAAAAAAAAAAACAAAAAACAAUAAAUUAAGAAAAACAAAUAUGUUUUGUAAACAAGAAGAACCAA
This is a messenger RNA of Musca domestica (house fly), 1562 nucleotides long. It is a transcript of the gene Nipsnap, whose product is annotated as protein NipSnap. Gene Ontology annotation, cellular component: mitochondrion. The transcript is spliced from 7 exons. The record is from RefSeq and is a predicted model, not a curated record. NCBI's taxonomy places the organism in Eukaryota, Metazoa, Arthropoda, Insecta, Diptera, Muscidae. Bases 265 to 1083 code for a protein of 272 amino acids.